This is a messenger RNA of Exophiala aquamarina CBS 119918, 2181 nucleotides long. RefSeq lists its product as uncharacterized. The coding region runs from base 1 to 2181 and encodes 726 amino acids. The record is from RefSeq and is a predicted model, not a curated record. Gene Ontology annotation, molecular function: hydrolase activity. The transcript has a single exon. NCBI's taxonomy places the organism in Eukaryota, Fungi, Ascomycota, Eurotiomycetes, Chaetothyriales, Herpotrichiellaceae.
AUGUUGAGAUUCUUGUUCGCUCUUGGGACGGCCUUUUGUGUCAUUACCAUCUCUGAGCAUUUAUCGGCUACAUGUGGAGCUCAUGCUCUCGCUUCUGGUCAGGGUCAAGCGCCAUUGAAAAAGCUCCCAGACGCAUUGAACCCCAAAUUGACCAACAUUGUCGAGAAAGACAUCAUCACGCUCUACUACAAUGGAAGUGGUCCAGUCCCGGACUACGACGAGGUGACACCGCUCCCAGAGCCCAUAACCCCCCUCGAUGAAUCUUUGAUCGAAAACGCUUUCCUUGGCGAAUUGUUAUCGAUCCUCGAAACCACCGCCUAUCCUGAUGUAUGCUCAAAAUGUGUUGCUGCUGGACAGCUGUUCCAUUUUGUGGCCAUCAGUCAACCCGUGGAGAUGGUCACCAGCCUUCUCAUCCGGGCAUGCAACAUGUUUCCAUUCGUCCAAGAUAACCUGCGAGCUUCGUCAUGCGAGACCCAAUUCGGAAGCCCCAGUGAAUUCGGUGCUUUCCUUGCCCAGCUAUUCUCUAAGAUGAGCCUUAGAACAGGCGAUUUCCAAAUGCUGUGUUCGGCCAAUUACGGCUUGUGUCCCGAGGAACGCCCCAUCGAGAUAGACGAGGCUCGAUACUUCGAUCCCAAGCCCGAAGGCGCGAACAUUGCACCAGAACCAUCUGGUCACACCAUCGACGUGCUUCAUCUCUCCGACUGGCAUCUUGAUCCUCGAUAUGAUAUUGGCUCCGAGGGAAAUUGCACACAGUACCUGUGCUGUCGGCCAUAUUCGAGCAAUGACGAGCUUCAGAGCGAUUCGACUAAUCCUACUCUUCCCGCCUCACGCUUCGGUUCAUUCUUUUGUGAUUCGCCCGCUGAUCUCGCAUUGUCAGCUUUCAGCAGUAUGCCAGAAUUCCUAGAUAUGAAAGAGCUCGCCUUCUCCAUAUUCACAGGAGAUAUUGUCUCUCAUGACCGUGAUGAUACACUAUCACUUCCUUAUGUAUCAUACGCGGAGGAACUAACGUAUCGUAUCUUCAAAAAAUUCCUCGGUGAUAGGACGCCGGUCUACGCCACCCUAGGAAACCACGAUACGCUUCCGAAAGACUUCGCUCCACAGCACAGUCUCAACCCUGAUCCCACAGACCCCAGUACUAACGCUCUAGCGUGGAAUUUUGACCUUGUUUCCUCCCUCUGGUACAAGCAUAACUGGCUUAACAAGAGUGAAGCAGCUUUUGCGAGAGCCCAUUAUGGUGCAUACGCUACGACAACGUCUCAGGGUCUGAGAAUUAUCUCGCUCAAUUCGGAUUUCUGGUAUCGGGCAAAUGUGUUCAAUUAUUGGAACGUCAGUAACCCAGACAAUACUGGUAUGCUCAAGUGGCUCUCUGAGGAGCUCACCGAGUGCGAGAAAGGCGGUCAAAGAGCUUGGAUAAUUGCCCAUGCCCUCACGGGCUACGAUGGCAUACCAGGUCUGCCAAACCCGACCGCCUUGUUCUACUCCAUCAUUCGGCGGUUUUCACCUCGCACGAUUGCGGCUGUCUUCUUCGGCCAUACCCAUCAAGACCAGUUACAAAUCUUUUACGACUAUCUGCCCAGUUCGCUGGACCCUAUUACAGGGAAGAGAGACACCUUAAAGGUCGACUUUUCCCGGCCCCUCACUGUUGGCCACAUUGGACCGAGUAUUACUCCGUUGACUGGGUUGAACGCCGGAUACAGGGUGUAUCAAGUCGACAGUAAGACCUUUUCAGUCAUUGGGGCACAAACCUACUUCGCCAAUCUCUCCAACUCUCUUGAAUGGACGACGCCUGUUUGGGAGCUUGAGUACGAUACUCGAAGCGCAUACUCAAAUUCUCUAGCUGCAGGAGUGCCUCAAUCCAGGAAAGACGACCGGUCCGGUGCUCUUCUCGACCGUCGUGUUCCGUGGCCAGCAGGAUCUCCACUCAAUGCUACAUUCUGGCACCAUGUCACAGAAUCAAUGCUUGCAGAUCCCGACUCGAGCAAGUCAUUACUGGAGCUAUACGACCGCUAUGAAACAAAAUCAAGCUCGGCCACACUCCACCGUGGGUCAGGAGCAAUUGCCCCGGAACAGAAAGUAUGUUUCCUGAGAGCUGGAAGCGGUGCGUUGGGGAGCUGGUGUCGUGAGUUAUAUGGUGGAGGAGACGCGAGGGGCGAGAGGGAGAGGCACUUUGGUAUCUUCUGA